UGUCAUGCAGAGCCCUGUCGUUGUGGUCCUCGUUUAGUAGUACCUAGAUGAGAAUAUCGUCCACGCAUUCACCGCCAUGUUACAUCUUCACAUUCAGGAGACGCACAGGGCGAACCCAUGGAGGCGGGAGCGGGCCCACUAACGUUAUCAACUCAGCUCUUCAACUCUAAAGCCGGGGGUCUCACAAUAGCACAUGCACUCACCUCAGCUCUCCGAUAUCGUACAGUACAGUACAGUAACAAAACCAUCUCCAAUCUCGACAAUCUCGUAUUUCACUCGGUAUCUUCAAUAUCCACAAUGACGAAUACAGAGAAUCGUGCAUCCGUCCCUGUAAGCUUCCUCGACGGCGGCCUCGGCACAUCCCUAGAAGACAAUUACAGCAUCACCUUCGGCCCAUCAACCCCCCUCUGGUCCUCCCACCUCCUAGUCUCCGAUCCAUCAACCCUGCUGCGCUGCCAAAAAGAUUUCGGAGACGUCCCCGUCGACGUCAUCCUCACAGCAACAUACCAAAUCUCUUUGGAAGGUUUCGCAAACACCAAAACUAUAGAGUAUCCAGAUGGCAUCGCACCGGAACAUGUGCCUCGCUUCCUCGAGACCGCCGUGCAAAUCGCAGAGCAGGCGAAACAGCGCAGUUGCGGCGUUGCGCUAAGCAUUGGCCCGUACGGCGCUUGCAUGGUCCCCAGCCAGGAGUUUAGCGGCAAAUACGACACCGCCCACGAUUCGGAGGAUGAUCUCUUCGCCUGGCAUCGCGAGAGGAUGGAGGUCUUCGCCAGCAUCAGGGACAUCAGGCAGCGUGUCCGGUACAUCGCCCUUGAGACUGUCCCGCGCCUCGACGAAGUUGUCGCCAUGCGCCGCGCCAUGAGUGCCGUCCCUGGUCUCUCAUCGGGAGUUCCCUUCUGGAUCUCCUGUCUGUUCCCCAAUGAAGACGAAAACAUUCCAGAUGGAGGCUCUCCCGAGGCUGUCAUCCGGGUAAUGCUGGACCCGUCCCUCGCACCGGCAGUUCCCUGGGGCGUGGGCAUCAACUGCACAAAAGUGUGGAAAAUCGAUUCUCUGCUGCGCCGAUACGAAGCUGCAAUUAAUCACUUGCUGCAGGAAGGCCUUAUUGAAAAGUGGCCUGCAUUGGUGCUAUACCCAGAUGGAACAAACGGCGAAGUGUAUAAUACAACAACCAUGCAGUGGGAAAUACCGCAAGGCACGGAACAGCAAGACAGAGUUCCGUGGGAGACGCAGCUCGCGGAAGUAGUGAGGGCUACAGAGGCGAGAGGCAAAUGGCCUCAGAUCAUCGUAGGCGGGUGCUGCAGGGCUCGUCCGAGCGAUAUCCAAAGACUUCGGGGGUGUCUAAGUACUUGAUCCUAACGCAAUACCUAACAAGAAAAAGCAAACAAAAAGACUAAAAAAAGCACGCAAGAAAGAAA
This is a messenger RNA of Trichoderma harzianum CBS 226.95, 1415 nucleotides long. RefSeq lists its product as hypothetical. NCBI's taxonomy places the organism in Eukaryota, Fungi, Ascomycota, Sordariomycetes, Hypocreales, Hypocreaceae. The coding region runs from base 118 to 1350 and encodes 410 amino acids. The transcript is spliced from 3 exons. The record is from RefSeq and is a predicted model, not a curated record. Gene Ontology annotation, molecular function: S-adenosylmethionine-homocysteine S-methyltransferase activity. Gene Ontology annotation, biological process: S-methylmethionine cycle.